Messenger RNA from Kwoniella botswanensis, 1947 nucleotides. RefSeq lists its product as uncharacterized. The transcript has 10 exons. Lineage: Eukaryota; Fungi; Basidiomycota; Tremellomycetes; Tremellales; Cryptococcaceae. Gene Ontology annotation, molecular function: histone H3K79 methyltransferase activity; histone binding. The record is from RefSeq and is a predicted model, not a curated record. Gene Ontology annotation, biological process: DNA damage checkpoint signaling; DNA repair; subtelomeric heterochromatin formation. The coding region runs from base 1 to 1947 and encodes 648 amino acids. Gene Ontology annotation, cellular component: nucleus; nucleosome.
AUGUUCUCUUCGAUAUUCGGCGAUCAAAAUGGUACACAGCGCGGACCACAGGUAUCAAAAGUGAAAGUCUCCGUCGUUCAAAAACCAAAACCAACAUCCACAUCAACACCCACAUCGUCAAAAUCUUAUAGCAGUAAUAGUACUAUCACUGGGCAUUUGAAAGUACCUUCUAGCAGUACCAGCACAAGUGCAAACAAGGGGAGGAUCAACGGAAGUAGCUCACCUAGCAAAAAUGGUACAUCAUCGCCAUCACCUAGACCGACAUUACUCAAGAAAGUCUCGUCAGCUAUCAUCAAUUCAAAAUCAAGUAGUCCCAGACCAGCCAAAACCACAUCAUCUCCUGUUCCCAGUAGAUCACCAGGUCAGAAGAGGAAGGCAAACAAGAUAGAACGUGUGGAAUCAGAAUCUGAAUCGGAGUCAGACAAUGGAGGUUCAGACUCAGAAUCAAGUGAAGAUGCCUUGGAUCCCAAACCGAAACUGAAACGUCAGAAGGCAUCACCUUCAGGUAAUUCCACACCUACAAGCUUACUAGGUAGAGAUGAUGAUCUGCUAGGGAGGAAAGAUGAUUUGCUCUGCUUGGAUCAAGUGGACAUGCGAGGGGAAUAUAACAGGGGAUGGGUUGGUUUUGUAGAAUGCGAAGAGGUGUUAAAAGGGAAGAUGAAGGGGUGGGCUAGUGCAGGUAACGGAUGGGGAGAGACUAGCAAAGGCUUGGAGAAAUAUCAAGCUUAUUUCCCUCAACCCGGUUUCGAGAAUGGUGAUACUCCACCUUCGGUUGAAUUACUAUAUCCUGCUGAAGGUUGUAAAGAAAAGUUCAUCCUUCUCACUCCGACUUCCGCAGGAGAAUAUAAUCCUAUAUCAGAAUUGAGGAACGCUCUUCGUAUGAUCCUAGAGCACUACAUUCCACCCUCUCACACGCACAUUUUCGGUAAAUUGUCCGACUCCCUUUCCGAUCCAUUGGAUACCCCUUCAUCAAUGCCUUCCAGGCUCACUUCACCAUUCGCCGGAUCUCUCGCUACUCCUCCUCCAGACUCCAUACCGACAGAAACGAUAGGUGAUGCCUUGCGUAAAGCUCUCGCACCUAAUCGUAGAGAUGGACCGGGCUUCCUGCGGGCUAUGGAAAGGUUCAAUAACGCCAUGUCAGAACUGCAACAAGAAGGAAGUAUGAAAGUCUAUUCGAAGGGAAAACAGAUGAGGAAGAGGGAAUGGUCGCAGUUGGUGGACUUCGUGCAUGAAUCUGCGUAUUCGAGGGUGGUCGGUCCCUAUGCGUAUACAUUGGCGCAUCAUCCCAAACAUCCUAUCGAAGUCGCGGAAGCUAUCAGUGCGAAAGAAGAUGCGUACGGCGAAUUGAGACAUAACUUUAUGAGUCGAGUCAUCGAGCAGACAGAACUUGGACCGAAUUCAGUAUUCGUGGAUUUGGGGAGUGGUGUAGGCAAUUGUGUUCUCCAAGCAGCGGUCCAAGCGGGAUCAAGAAGUUACGGAUUCGAACUCUUGCCUGUACCAGCUCACUGUGCGAGACUACAACUCAAAGAGGUGCAACGUCGAUGGGCGAUGUGGGGGUUGAAGGGGAACCUGGAUGUCGAAGUGCACGAAGGUGACUUUAGGGUACAUCCGAUGGUAUCUAAGAGAUUGAGAGAAGCAGAUGUUGUUCUGGUCAACAACGAAGUCUUCCCUUCAUCGCUGAACAACGACUUGACGAAUAUGUUCCUUGAUCUCAAGGACGGCGCCAAGAUAGUAAGCCUGAAGCCUUUCGUGCAGGAAGGAUUUAGAAUGAAUGAGAACAAUUGCGACUCAUUCGGUGCGAUCGUCAAAUUAAGCAAACAUCGCUACUUCCCAGAUUGGGUCACUUGGAAAGGAGAUGAAGGUGAUUAUUACAUACAGACAAUCGAUAGAAGUAUGAGAGCAAAGUUCGAAGAGGAAUUGAUGAGUGGUAGACGAUCAAGAAGAUAA